Messenger RNA from Desarmillaria tabescens, 1830 nucleotides. RefSeq names its product laccase. NCBI's taxonomy places the organism in Eukaryota, Fungi, Basidiomycota, Agaricomycetes, Agaricales, Physalacriaceae. Gene Ontology annotation, molecular function: copper ion binding; oxidoreductase activity. Bases 142 to 1734 code for a protein of 530 amino acids. The transcript has 19 exons. The record is from RefSeq and is a predicted model, not a curated record.
AACUCGAUUCAUUGGUUUGUGUUGGAAUAAUUGUACUCUUUCUUGAGAAUGCACGGUUGCGCAAUCUCACAAUUCGAUAUCCUAGAGUAUAAAGGAGCUAGUUGCAAACCGUCUUAAACUACUCUUGAAUUCGGUUCAAGUAUGCUCAAACAUCUGGCUCUUGUUAUCCUCAUCGUCGUGGACCUUGCGCCCCUGGUUUGCGCGGGUCAAGUUCGCUAUGACUUGGUCAUAGGGAAUGCUAUUGCAUCUCCUGACGGUUUUGAGCGCAACUCCGUUUUGGCUGGGUUCACCUCAGAAACAUUGCAAUAUCCUGGGCCCCUUAUCACGGCGAAGAAAGGCGAUGUUAUCACGGUUAACGUCAAGAAUGAACUGACGAACCCAAACAUGCGUGCGAGUACGAGUAUUAACUGGAGUGGGCUUUUACAACUUGGCCAUCCUGAAUUUGAUGGUACCAGUUUCGUGACGCAGUGCCCAAUCGCACCUAACACGUCUUUCACGUAUACCAUCGACACCGGGAACCAAGCGGGAACGUUUUUAUAUCGCUCAGGCCUUGGAGUUCAAUACGUUGAUGGUUUGAGGGGCCCUUUAAUUAUAUAUGAUCCCAAAGAUCCUCAUCUUCAUUUAUAUGAUGUCGACGAUGACUCCACUAUCUUCCAGCUCGGAGAAUGGUACCAUGGAUUUUCUACCGACGAUUUCAACAUCUUUCAGGAAACAGAAAGCAUUCCGAUCUAUGACGCUGGACUCAUCAACGGAGUUGGUCGAAUGCAGGGUGGACCUGAUGUCCCAUUCGGAGUGUUUAAUGUUGUUUCUGGUACUCGUUACCGUCUCAGGCUGAUCAGCAAUGCUCCUCGCGCUGUUUUUGGAUUCUUCAUUGACCAACAUAACCUGACGGUCAUUGAAGAAGAUGGUAUCUCUACUGAGCUCGUCGAAGUUGAAGGCUUAGAGGUCUACCCCGGUCAGCGAUACUCGGUCGUAUUCGCCGCCGAUCAGCCCGUUGGAAACUACUGGCUUAGGUCUUUCCCCCGUGGUGGAACUCAAACGAAGAACCCCAACUUGAAUGCUACCCUUUCCAGAGGUAUCGUUCGUUAUGCCGGUGCUCCCAUCGAAGACCCGAUAACCCCCCAGGCAAAUGUCACUUUGUUGAAGGAAACACAGCUCCACCCUCUGAUCAAUCCUGGAAGCCCAGGGGGUCCUGACGCGGAGCCGGACGUUAAUAUUACGUUGAAUUUCACUACGGGUGCUACAGCGACAGAUCCACUAGACACAUGGCGUAUCAACGAUAUCUCCUACAAGGACCCGUCCGUCCCUACGCUGACCCAGAUCAUGAAUAACAACGACACUUUCCCCGAAGACAGUAACAUCAUAGCCCUUCCGCCGAACGCUCUAGUACAAAUGGUGAUGCCCUUGGGCGAAGAUGGUGGCGGACAUCCUAUGCACAUUCACGGGACCACAUUUGAUGUUAUUCAGCCCGGGGACUCCGGUGGAGUAAAGAACUUUAUCAAUCCAUCUAGGAGAGAUGUCAUCCCCGUUAUUGGAGAUACAACAAUUAUUAGGUUCCGGACGCCUGCUGUUGGUGUUUUGCAUGUACAUUGCCAUAUCAUCUGGCACGCGUUGGCUGGUCUCCAAAUGACGCUUAUCACUGAUCCCGACGUGAUCCGAGAGAGGGUUAGGCCAAGUCCUGAAUGGAAUGGCUUGUGCAGCAAGUACAAUAGUCUCGCAGCGGAACUACAGUGAUGCAUUAGCAACCUGCGUAGUCCGAGACUAACAAAUUUUUUGACAAGUUCUUAGUGUAUUAGCUGUGGAAUAUAUGAUAUCUUGCUUCUGAUGCGC